This is a messenger RNA of Clupea harengus (Atlantic herring), 1440 nucleotides long. RefSeq names its product DDRGK domain containing 1 (gene ddrgk1). Lineage: Eukaryota; Metazoa; Chordata; Actinopteri; Clupeiformes; Clupeidae. The record is from RefSeq and is a predicted model, not a curated record. Gene Ontology annotation, biological process: protein K69-linked ufmylation; cartilage development; negative regulation of IRE1-mediated unfolded protein response. Gene Ontology annotation, molecular function: ubiquitin-like protein ligase binding.
AACGCUGCUGAUACAGGUUGCUUAGUGAAGGAAGCGAAGAAGUAGCUGUGGGACACGAUAGCAAAUGUUGACGAUUUUUGCCAACGAUGGAUUUAGUUUUGUACAUAGCUGCAGCAGUCAUUCUUAUUGUACUAAUAAUUUUCGCUAUAAAAGUACGUGGAAGAGCAGAACAAGCUGACGAUGAGCACCAAGAGCAGGUGGCUGUCCGAGCCGCCGCUCCGCCACGGCCCCAUAUCGCUGAGGACCGAGGCGCCGGAAUGCCCCGUCGCCGUAGACGCGGCAUGCAGGCGGCCAUGGAAGCAAGGCGUCCACAGAGAGACCCUUCAGAGGAUGAGGACAGCCCAGUAGAGGUAGAGGAGCAGGAGCAGGAGGAGGACGACGGGCCUGCUCAGCAGAACACGGGGAAAAUAGGAGCCAAGAAACAAAGGAAACUGGAAGAGAAACAGGCAAAGAAGGCCCAGAGAGAGGCGGAGUUGGAGGACCGAGAGGAGAGGAAACGCUUACAGGAGCUCCGAGAGCAGGAGAGGCGCAAGGAGGAUGACAAGGAGCGCAUGCUGGAAGAGCAGGAGGAAGAACAGGCUCGUCGCGCCAAGGAGGAGCAGGAGAAGAGAGAGGAGGAGGAGUAUCAGCGCCUGAAGGAGUCCUUCACUAUCGAGGAGCAGGGGAUUGCCGAGGAGCUUACUGAACUAGAGUCCCAAAAUCUCCUUCAGGAGUUCAUUCAGUAUAUCAAGGACACCAAAGUGGUGCUCCUGGAGGACUUAGCGUCACACUUCGGCAUGCGCACACAGGAUGCUAUCGCUAGGCUGCACGAUUUAAUCGCAGAGGGCUCACUCACAGGAGUGAUCGACGACAGGGGGAAGUUCAUCUCCAUCACCCCCGAGGAGCUGAACGCUGUGGCUCACUUCAUCAAGCAGAGGGGCCGGGUCUCCAUCUCAGAGCUGGUGCAGGCCAGCAACACACUCAUCAACCUCACCCCUGUUACCCGCAGCACUGCCUGAAGACUGCUUAAAGACUGCUUAAAGGACUUGAUUUUUGCUUCUGCAAGUGUGUGUGUGAACACAUGUGCGCGCACACACAUACAGGCAGAUAGACACACACACAGACAGACACACACAUACACACUGACGGACACCCAUUUUAUAAUACCAUACACAAAUACUCUUUUGAGUAUUUCACUUAAGAGUCUUUUUCACAGCUAUUCACACACUCACUCAUACACACACCCAAAUGACAACAGUAGUUGACCGGCUGUGACGGUUUUGAGUGUUGCAUUGCUUUGAGUAAUUACAGCAAGCUCUAUUUUUCUUUUACAGUCGCCAAAUUAUUUAAUACAAUAUUCUUUUAAAACAACGUUUUCAUUCUCUAUUGUCCUUGUGUGUCUCUGUCCUUGUGUGUCUGCAGUCCUACUGAAAAGAGGGCAAUAAAAUAACUAAAAUGAAA